This is a messenger RNA of Racocetra fulgida, 381 nucleotides long. The record is from the annotation of a GenBank genome assembly. NCBI's taxonomy places the organism in Eukaryota, Fungi, Glomeromycota, Glomeromycetes, Diversisporales, Gigasporaceae.
AUGUUGUUAUCACCUUUAUCAAAUCGUAACCAUGUUAUUCAUAAUUCUGAAGACAAAUAUGACUUUGAAAAUUUACCAAAUGAUUAUACUUUGAAAGAUCAUGAUAUUGUGAUAGAACCAGAUGAUAUAGAUCUUUCAUCCCCUCGUGCUCUUGCAGUUAUUACAGAGCAAGUAGUCAUUAAUGUUGAUCCACAACCACUUCCCAUUCAAUCCAAUCAUUUUUUAAUCGAUUCGCUUGAUGAACCAGUUGCUAAAACUAUUCUUCGUGAUUUGAGAAAUAUUGUAAUUAAAUUGAAACAAAUUCUUUAUCCUAAAGGAGAACGCGAUGUUUUACGUGAUUGUAAAUAUACAGUAUUAGUUAAUGUAAAGAAUGUAAAAUAA